Messenger RNA from Trichosurus vulpecula (common brushtail), 1201 nucleotides. It is a transcript of the gene PI15, whose product is annotated as peptidase inhibitor 15. Lineage: Eukaryota; Metazoa; Chordata; Mammalia; Diprotodontia; Phalangeridae. Gene Ontology annotation, cellular component: extracellular region. The record is from RefSeq and is a predicted model, not a curated record. The transcript is spliced from 6 exons. Bases 317 to 1201 code for a protein of 294 amino acids.
AGAAAAGGUGGGAAGCCCGGUCAGAAAAGGGGCUCGUCUUAUAGAGUUUGCACUUUGCAAGCUGUGGGUGUGACUCCAUUUCCUCACCACCCACAUGAAAAAGGUCGCCACCCAAUCAGUGUGUUUUCUUUCCAAAAGCCCCUCCUCUUUCAUCUUGGCUCGGGAGAGACCCUUCGAAAGCCUGCCCUUUCUGUACUAUGCAGCCUGUGACAUAUAAAAGCUGUUAGCUGCUCCUGGGGCCAGCCGCGUCAAAACUAGCAAGACUUUUUGUUCUCAGACGGUUUGUAAUAAGACACACUCCUCCUUACAAGGGUUUAUGCCACAACAUAGCAAAGAGCUUUUUAAAAAAUUGGAAGGACAAUAUAUUCAUUUUGGCAUUGCUCAGAGAGUAAACCCUGUGGCUUCUCCCCUCCUCCAUCCCAAGAUGAUAGCAAUUUCUGCUGUCAGUGGUGUGCUCUUGUUUUCCCUUCUCUGUGAAACAAGUGCAGUCGUCUUACUCAACGCCACUGACUCAUCCUCGCCAACCAAUAACUUCACUGAUAUUGAAGCCGCUCUAAAAGCACAUCUGGACUCAGCGGAUCUCCCCAAAGCCAGAAGGAAGCGCUACAUCUCGCAGAAUGACAUGAUCGCCAUCCUCGAUUAUCACAACCAAGUUCGGGGCAAGGUGUUUCCACCUGCUGCCAACAUGGAAUACAUGGUUUGGGAUGAAAACCUUGCAAAAUCAGCAGAGGCUUGGGCUGCCACAUGCAUUUGGGACCAUGGACCUUCUUAUUUACUGAGAUUUUUGGGCCAAAAUCUGUCUGUACGAACUGGAAGGUAUCGCUCCAUUCUCCAAUUGGUUAAACCAUGGUAUGAUGAAGUCAAAGAUUAUGCUUUUCCAUAUCCUCAAGACUGCAAUCCCAGAUGCCCUAUGAGAUGUUAUGGACCAAUGUGUACACAUUAUACACAGAUGGUCUGGGCUACUUCCAACCGGAUUGGCUGUGCAAUCCAUACCUGCCAGAACAUGAAUGUUUGGGGAGCUGUGUGGCAGCGAGCAAUUUACUUGGUAUGCAACUAUGCCCCCAAGGGAAACUGGAUUGGAGAAGCACCAUACAAAGUAGGAGUGCCAUGCUCAGCUUGUCCUCCCAGUUAUGGAGGGUCUUGUACUGAUAACCUUUGUUUUCCAGGAGUAACAUCAAACUACUUAUAUUGGUUUAAAUAA